AUGGACCCUCGUUCCCGAGCUUGCUACAAUUGUGCGUUAUCUUUCCCCGAGGCCCGCUCUUCGCCUGCAACUUCAGCUAAGGACUGCCCAAAGAAGGGAACUCCUACUUGCUACAACUGCGGCGGUGAGGGCCAUGUCAACCGUGAAUGCCCCAACCCCCCUAAGGAGCGUACUUGCUACCGUUGCGGUCUGACUGGCCACCUGUCCCGAGAAUGCCCCCAGGCUGGUAACAGCGGUGGUUUCCCUGGUGGUGGCUCUCAGGAGUGCUACAAGUGUGGCCAGGUUGGCCACAUCGCUCGCAACUGCUCCCAGGGCGGCAGCUAUGGUGGCGGUGGCUACGGCGGUGGCUACGGUGGACGCCCCCAGACUUGCUAUUCCUGCGGUGGAUUCGGCCACAUGGCUCGUGACUGCACCCAAGGCCAGAAGUGCUACAACUGUGGUGAGGUUGGCCAUGUUUCCCGUGACUGCACCUCCACCGAAGUCCGUGGCGAACGUGUGUGUUACAAGUGCAAGCAGCCUGGCCACGUCCAGGCUGCCUGCCCCAACUAA
Penicillium chermesinum is the source of this 549-nucleotide messenger RNA. RefSeq lists its product as uncharacterized. The transcript has 5 exons. NCBI's taxonomy places the organism in Eukaryota, Fungi, Ascomycota, Eurotiomycetes, Eurotiales, Aspergillaceae. The record is from RefSeq and is a predicted model, not a curated record. Gene Ontology annotation, biological process: positive regulation of cytoplasmic translation. Gene Ontology annotation, molecular function: single-stranded RNA binding; zinc ion binding; mRNA binding. Gene Ontology annotation, cellular component: cytoplasm. Bases 1 to 549 code for a protein of 182 amino acids.